GACCUACUGCGUCCCCCAGAACGGCGAUGGAUAUAUAUAUAAUGUAGGACCUCCAUAAAGCGAAACCGAACUGGCAAAUGUAUACGGCUGUCAUCUUUCUUUCGCUGCCAGCGGGUCCGAGAGUGAAAGUCUGACAUCAUUGACACGGUCCGCAGUCCGCAUUGCCGCCACUUCAAACGAUGGAACGUUUUUGGCGCUGCCCUUUUUCUUUUGCUACAUCUCUCCUCACGACAAAUUCUAUAAAUAGUCAGUUGUUCGAUGGCCAUCGAGGAAAAAUGAGGAACGUGUCGGCCGAUGAAGGAGCUGAUGAUGAAGCCGAUCACUAUGCCAGGAAUGCCCGGGCAUAGUUCGAGAUCCAAUGAAAAAUCCACCCGCUCUUGAUGGGGUUGAUUAUUAUUAUUUGUUUUUUAAAGCCUAGUAGGUAUAUAUAUAAGUUGUCAAAUCAUUUGAGUAUUGCUUGGUUUUAGUUACACUUAUCUUAAUGGGAGUUUUCUGGGUGUUCAAUGUCCGUGAUCGUAUAGGCCGGUCUGGGUGGUGGCCAUUAUCAUCGGUCAUUGACCAAAUAGACACAAAACACCGUGAACCAAUGAUACUCUCUCUCUCUCUCGCUUGUGCUUUAGUUGGUUGCAUAACGUUUUGGCUUUGAUCCAUGCCGUAACUAACGAGCCGCUCUCUCCCGGGCCGUGGGUCUUUAUUCCGUUCCACCCAGUCCCGUUUUGAUAUUUAAUCUAGUGUGCGCAAUAACAGUUUCCCCCCCACCAAAAGCUCAUCGGGCGACCGAUUAAGAUUAGAGUUGAAAGCAAAUUUCAUUUCUCCCCUUUAACGAACCGUACGGCGAUGCUGGCCCUCGACAAAAAAUCAAAAAAUGUCAGAGAAAAUGUAACAACAUGAUGGACUGUGAUGACAAACGGAUGGUUGAAAUGAAACGUCGGAACUCGGAAUGGUUCCCCUAUUACACGAAACAACAACGUCAAAGAACACGAUCAGUUUCCAGGAUUAUAUUUUGCGCAUACAAACAAAAAACAAAGCAAAAACAAACCGAAAGCGACGGUCCGACCGAAUAACCGACGGGGCUCCGUGUAGUAAAUCGCCACCAUUCCUCAAAAAUCUCUGAGAAACACAUUUUGUUUGGAGAACGGAACGCGAAAAACGCGACCUGGGAUUUUUUUUUUUUGUUUUUGUUUUCCUACUUUCGAAAAGAGAAGCUUCUUCUCUAGGAGAGAGACGGCCGGGCCGGCCAGCCGCUCGCGUAGCUCGUAAAUCUAUAUACAAAAGAUACACGCACAACAGCCAAAAGGAAGUUAUUGCUCCGUCAUCUCGUGAAUGCCGACACUUAUCCGCGCAAUGUGUCGUCACAGUUAUUGUUAUGACGUAUGUGUAAUGUGAAAUGACGAGGUGUCCCCCCUCUUGUAUACCAUCGUCGUCAUUGUGUGUGUUUGUCAAGGAAAUAUUUGUGUUUUACUUUUUUUUUUUGCAGAGUUACUCCAUCGAUGAUGAAACUAUUUUUCUGGGUGGCCUAUACAAUCAACCCCGAAGUUGCGAGCCUUCAACACUCGGCAAAGAGAGAGAAAUUCGAAUAAUUCAGCGCGGGUAGUUUGAAUUGUUAUUUUAUUUAUUCGUUGGGGCUUGGAAUGAUUAUGAAUGUUCGGGUCGUCGUCAAUGCAUCAGCAUGCUCUUUUCACGUGGCUCCUGCUUGUCUGAUUGGUAAUAAAAAUAAGCUGGAAAUAGUGACGACGCUUAUUCUCCCGAGCGCAGCUCAGCAUCAUCGUUGUUUGUGCAGUUUUUAGAAACUUCAACGAAGGGUUGUGGAUGGAGACGUGGGGCUCAUCUUUGGUGACGUCUAUGAGCUCCCCGUGCUGAUUUAGCAGUUCAAAGUCGGCGGUUUCCUGGCUCGUCGCACUGGAAAUAUAUGUUUUUCGUCCAUCCAUUUGCCUUGGAAGGGGUCAUUGGAACUUUCCCGUCCGCAGAAAAAAGUGAAAAGUUGAAUCGACUUCGUCACAUGUCAGUUGGCUCGUAGCCCAAUUUGUGUAAGGAUGUAUAUCAUAAUUCUCUCUACAUAUUUAUUUUUUAGUCAAAGACCGUGAACCGCAAGGUAAUUUGUGUAUACUUUUUAUUACAUCGCACGGGUGAUUAGUUUUAACGAGGUUUUUUCUCUUGAUUUUCGUUCGCUUUUGAGUUUGAAAAAGCGACGCCAUCUAGCUUCGGAAAUAUGUACUACGUAAAAAGUUUUACAGCAGUCGACAAGUAUCAGUCUUAAAUUUUUUCGAAUCUGUAGAAAUGCAACUCGUGUUGACAGUCGAGGAUGUAUUCUAUAAUCCAGUGGAUGAAUGGUUUUCCAUCAGUCUUUAACAGUAUUUUGUUUUGUUUUCUUGUCUGCAGAAUUUAAUUUAAGUUAUCUGCAUUCUACAAAGUCUAGUAUUGUAAGAAGGAAAUUGUACAAUUGUUGUGAUGAGUUAAGGAAAUGGAAAAUGAUCCUGGGUAUUUCACUGCAACGCUACCUGAAUCUUCCUCUGAAAUUGAUGGAGAAUUGACCAUUCUAGUGGACAAAGAUGGGGAGAUGGUGCUUGAUAUUACUCAGACGCUGUCAAAUUUUGUUGACCAAAAUCAAGAAGGCAGCCUAGUGAUUAUCACAACUGAUGAAUCCAGUUCUCAACUCGACAAUUCAUCCAUUACUUGUAAUGUGUCACAAGAAAAUGCAUGUGACAAUUCUUUUCAGUUGCAAAAUACUAGUGGUUUUGUCGAUGAUUCACAUCUAUCCAUCCCUCAAGUGCCUACAGUGGUUUCAGACCUCAAUAAAGACCAAGCACAAUUUUUUCUACCGAGCAAUACAUCAGAUGUAAGCAACUAUGUAUCUCCAGUAUACAUCACAGGAGAAGGGCAAACACUAUUUCUUAUGGAAUCUUCAUUGCAAGGAGCCUCUAGUCAAGUCAUUACAAUCGAUUCACAGACGAAUUUCUCGGACGGAAACCAUGGUUGUGAUAUCACCAGUAGUAAAAUUCGCCGACUUCUUCCGAAACUGCCCAUCAGUAAUUCCACAGACGCCCAACCAAAUACUCCCGCUGCUCUUGGUCAGAAGAAGCGUCAUAAAAAUAUCUCAACGUUAAACUACGAAAUCUGCCCCAUGAAUCCUGAUGUGGUCGUCACAACGGGUGAUGGGCCUACGGCGCAAAAGUUUUUUGUAUGCGACAAGUGCCCCACAAAAGAACCUAUGAAAUUUGCACGUUUCGAAGAGCUUUCUCGCCACUACGGCAAGAUACAUCAUUUGCGGCUCGUGAAAAACGCAUCUGUGUAUUGCAAAGAAGAAAACUGUCGCUUCAAAUCUUGGAGAGUUGACGAUCUCAGAAAGCACUUGACCAUGGUCCACGGAUUCCAAAUGGAUAGUCAAAUUCACAACUUUACGUCGAUGGAAGAAUUCAUGGCAUGGAAAACUUCCGAAGAGAAAUCCUCGGCUAGUAAAUUCAAUCGGUCAUCAGGAGAUCAGCAAAUCAGGCGAUCAGACAAUCAAAAAGUUUCGGUGUACAUUUACUAUGCUUGCAAUCGCUCCGGAACAAAGCGGAUUAGAGCCUGUAAAGAGAGCGGCCAAAAGAAAAAAUCUAAUAAUAGGCCAGACAGUAUCAAGAUGAACGGAACCUGCACAGCUUCAAUUCGCCUUAUUCACGAUAAAGUGUUAAAUCGAAUCUCGUGCGACUAUUGCCCAACGCACUACGGUCACGAUAUCAAGGAGCCACAUCGACAGAAUCUGAGCAAACAGGAGAAGGAUUGGAUAUUAGAGUUGCUGCGUCGAGGUUGGAACUCGGACGAAAUCGUGAAAACCUUACGAAACGGCACCAUAACCGGAACCAGUAUACGAAUGAUGAGUGUGACACGGCAGGACGUGUUUAACGUUUGCCGAUCUCACGGUGUCGCGAACUUUGAGCGUCGCGAUCCAGACGACAAGAGCAGCGUGAAAUUGUGGGUGGAUGAGCUGCGGUCCAAAUCGUCUGUUCUUAUCUGGAAUCCAGAAGACAAUGUUCUUCUUUUGGCCGUGAUGAACGAGAAUCAAACGGUACUCGCCCGAAUUCAUUCUCGCAUCGUUUACGUUACUGACAUUUCCUUCACCUGGGACCGCCAUCACCGCCUGAUUGCGCUAAGUGCUUUGUCUACAAUAGAUGACGAGGCGUAUUUGCUCGCUUACGCCAUAACAGAUCAGGAUGGACUGGAAGCCUUGCAGGCCGUUUUCGCUGCAGUUCAAGCGAAAUUGGGGCAAACGUUCCAACCAGAAUUCGUCUUUUCUCAAGAUCCGUCAAGAGUAGCUGACGCCUGGAUACCUGGAACGGAUAGCUUUCCGAUCUUUCUUUGUCCGCCGUGGAAUGUGGAAAAAGAAUGGGAUGAAGGCCGAGUCAAGUACAUAGAUAAUGAUCUGAAGCGAGAAGCCGUUAAGAAGAGUUUAGACAUUUUGCUGGCUGAAAGCGAUCCCUCGAAAUUUUCUACUUUCCUUCAGCUCGUCAACGGCAUGUUGAAUGCAGAUGAAAGUCUGCAUCAAUUUUCGCAGUUUUUCGUCACGAGCUACGCCCAGCAAGCUGCCCACUGGUCGAGGUUUCAUCCACUACCAGACUGCUCCUCGCUUCAACGGCUAAAUGUCGAGUUGGAACUGAUAGCUCGUCGGUGUAGAGCGCUCAAACGCUUGGACAAGUGUAUAUACUCUCUCGAAUUCCUGUCCUCCAACCAGCCUUAUCAACCAAUGACGGAAUUCCGCUGCAGCUCCACCCAAAAAGAAUCACAAGAAGUAUGCAAUCUACGCCGCGCAAUCGCUGAACAAAUGAAAACCCUAGAGCGUGUCGCUCAUGAAUGUGAUAACCUGGAUGCCCUGAAGAGAAUCAAUGGGGCCAUCAGACAAGCUUUGGAGUAAACAUUGUUUCGUCAGAGAAGUGGAAUUGUUUGUAUAUUCUUUGAAAACUUUUUCUACGGUUGAUUUUUUUGAAACAAAAAAGCGGAACAACAACAAAAACAACAAAAAACUUUAAAAUUGGUUUUUCGUAAUUGAUAAAUUGACGUUUUGAGUGAUUACGGGAGUAGCCGAGCAUUUGCUGCCAUUGGUGCCAGCCUUCGCUGCCGCUUGGGCUUCUGCCAACUUUGCCGCUCUCCGUGCAAUGCUUCGCUUAUAUUCUCGUGACUUCCGGCCGGCUUGUGUUUACCGAUUGUUGUUGUCGAAGCAUGAACGCCCUUCUCCCAUCCACCAUCGGCUGCGAGUAGAGGACCAUAUUUUCCAAUCGGGAUUUAGGAUCAACACCUCUCUCCACGACGAGGACAAUGCGAGCCCACUGGAACGUACAA
Molecule: messenger RNA, 5313 nt
Organism: Daphnia pulicaria
Lineage: Eukaryota; Metazoa; Arthropoda; Branchiopoda; Diplostraca; Daphniidae
Exons: 9
Coding region: 2462-4888 (808 amino acids)
Source: RefSeq, a predicted model, not a curated record